ACACACACACACACACUCGAUGAGUUGACAUUGUUCUUAAUGUCCUACCUGAGGGCAGGACUCACCUGGGGCUGCAGUCUCACCUGAGAGUGUGAAGGACACACACACACACACACACACACACACACACACACACUCCGCUCAGGCUUCUGCGUCAUUCAGAAUCCAAAAUGCAUGAAUGUGAAUUGAAGUAUUUUGAAUUGAAGAGAAUUAAAAUGGAAUGGUAUAAAUAGAGCUGCAUUUUUUUCAGUGUGAAUUACUGGUAACACUUAGGUCUUCCAAUAAGGUCUCAUUUGUUAACAUUACUUAAUGCUUUCACUAAUGUCAACUAAUAAUGAGCAAUACAGUACAUUUAUUAGAGUAUUUAUUAAUCUUUGUUAAUGUUUAAAGUCCCCCUGUAGUCAAUAAUUUUAUCCCUUAAAAAUCAUCUUUGAACAUCAAAAUGACACAUUUAAAUGUUUUUUCCUGUGAAAAAAUUUCUUUAUGCCUUAAAAUAGCUUGAAUGUAACUCGACACGCUUGCUUAAUUUAGUAUAUGCUGAUAUAUGAAUAUACUAAUUAGCCCCGCCUCCAUUCACUAACACGAGCUCAGAGAUCCACUCGGUAACUCUGCACAAUGGCAUCGCUCUUUACAACAUCGGACACAUAACAGUAAUUAAUAUGAUUAGUAUGUUAUCAAACAGCUAAUAAUGUGUUGCUAUUGUUACACAAACCAUGUUCCUGUUUACCAUCUCAAGAGUCAGACAGCUGCCUUCUAAAAAUCAGUAUCCUUACAAACGCUAUGAACAACUCAUAUAGGCAUAUAGUUCAUCAUAACAUUGUAAUAUACAUCAUACACCUGCUAUACUGAUAAUUUGAAAACAGUUUGAUGGACAUUUUAUAGUGCUGUAUGGCAAAAUUAAAAUCUGUUUGGCAAUAUCUCAAGUCCUCUAGGACUUUUUUAAAAUGAUAUGAAAAUUAUAUUCAUUCAUUUGGUCAUUCAGGUCAGCCGUCCGUCCAUCCAUCUGUCAAUCCAUCUGUCCAUCCAUCCGUCGGACUACCGAUCCAUCCAUCCAUCCAUCCAUCCAUCCAUCCAUCCAUCCAUCCAUCCAUCCAUCCAUCCGUCUAUCCAUCCGUCUAUCCAUCCAUCCAUCCAUCCAUUCAUCCAUCCAUCUUUUUCAUAUUUAUAAACAUAUAUUUUGUGUUAAUUGUUUUGACAUUGAGUCUAGAAUAUUUUUAGAAUAUAUUUUAGUAUUACUCAAAAUAUCAGGGAAUGGUGUUAACAGUCAAAAUUAAUGUGUAAUUAUUUGUGUUGUACUACUUUUGUGUGAUUUCUUUGAAUUGUAAUUCUGUAAAUUCCUUUAACAUUUUGUCUGAUGUUCAAUUCAUAUUCAUACUCGUGAUUUGAAAAGGGGCAAAUUCUGUAUUUUGCUCAACUCUGAUUGUCCUGCACAAUGAAUAUUUGAUAAAUAGCACAGUGAAUAUUUCUGAAACACAAACACACACAGAGAGAGAGAGAGAGAGAGAGAGAGAGAGAGAGAGAGAGGACAAACUGGGAAACAAAGAAUCAGAUGUCAAAGAGGUGAGAGAGAGAGAGAGAGAGAGAGAGAGGUAUAUAAAGAUGGAUGCUGAGGACUCAGCAAGUACAGAAAAGAAUAUUACGGCUAGUAAAUGGAAUCAGGAGUGAUGGAGAAAGGAGAGGGAGAAGGACUGCAAACUUUAGCUAUAGUGCUGCUGUUGUGUGGAGCUCUGAAACUUCUGCACACGCUCGGACUCAUCAGCACUGACGAUAGGGUGGAUGAUGAUCUGGAGCUGUCUGUAGUAUGCCACCGUCCGGAGGGAUUGGAGCAGCUGGAGGCUCUAACGAAAUUCAACAAGAAAGAGCUGCAAGUGCUGUACAGAGGCUUUAAAAACGAAUGUCCCAGUGGCGUGGUCAACGAGGAGACGUUCAAACAGAUCUACUCGCAGUUCUUUCCUCACGGGGACGCCAGCACAUAUGCACAUUACCUGUUCAACGCUUUUGACUCUACCCAAAGCGGAUCAAUCAAAUUUGAGGACUUUGUAACGGCUCUGUCCAUCUUGUUGAGAGGAACAACAACAGAGAAAUUACAGUGGACCUUCAACCUAUAUGACAUUAACAGAGAUGGUCUCAUUAAUAAAGAGGAAAUGACCGAUAUAGUGAAAGCCAUAUAUGACAUGAUGGGCCGCUUCACGUAUCCUGCUCUGAAGACAGACACCACCAAACAGCACGUGGAUGCUUUCUUUCAGAAAAUGGACAAGAACAGAGAUGGAUUCGUCACUCUUGAUGAGUUUAUCCUCUCCUGUCAAGAGGAUGAAAACAUCAUGCGAUCACUGCAGCUCUUUGAGAAUGUGAUAUAGAGCCACAGGAAGAGGAGGAUGAAGGGAGGAAAAGGGAAAUUAGUGAGAGAAACAAACCACUGAACUGUUGAAUCUGACCAGUGUUCUGUUAACUUUUACCCCAUCACCAUGAUAACUCUGGAAGUUUGACAGACGUCAAACAGCGGCUCUGUGCUUCACAUGCCGGGAAACGACAUGUCCUUUAAACCCUGGUGUUCUGUUGCAGAUGUGAGAAUUGUAUGUCUAUAACCAAAAAAAGCAGCUAGUUAAAAGAACAUGUGAGUAAUUGUGUGUCAAAGCCGUGUUUACAAAAGCCCAGCGGGUUUCCAAGAGGUCCUGUAGAACCCAGCUGAACUCUUUCCACAGGACCGACUGAAUUUACUGUGAGGGAUUUAAAAAAAAUAUGCAUAUGAAAAUAUGCAUCAAGCAUCAUGUCCUGAUGUUUGAUGCAUCCGAGCAUUUUAACCAGUUUGAGUUGUCCAUGGUGGAUUUUGUGUAUGUAACAUCCGAUACACUCGACCUGUGAUAUUUCUCAAAAAGAUGUGCGGAAUAUUUGUAGCACAUUAUUGAUGUGUCCGUCAUUUAGAUAGAAAUGUUCUGAUCCAGUAGUAUAACCAGUGUCUCAGUGGUUUUCUUAUGAACGACCAGUCAUUUAACUGGCUUUCUGCAGAAGUUGCUGAAUCUGCGGUGAACCAUGAGCCAGUGUUACGCUGUGUUUCUGUUUCUGACAGUAUUUGUGCAUCUUGUCAUCCGUCUCUGAUCAUCACUGCUCGCUGUUGAUCUGAUGUGUGUUCGUGUCCAUUACUAGUGAUAGCCUCGUCACUCGUACCUGUCUCUGUUGGCUUGUGAUCGCUCUUAGCUCCGCCCACUCGAAUAUCUGCCUUCUGAUCGGUCUGUUUGUCUGUCAGAAUCAUGUUUGUGGGUGAAUCUCAUGACAUCACGUCCAGGUCACAUUUCACCCCAGUGUCCUCAUAAAUGAAAUGCAGUGAUUUAUUGAAAUAUGCAUAAAUUAAAGGCAGCAAGUUUCUUGUUUUUUGAUUUUGGGGUGAAAUAUGACUAAUUGGUUUUGAGUUUCACUCUUGUGCAGAUGGAGACUCUCCUUGUGAAAAUGGAUUUUGAUUGACAGGUGCCGUAGCAAACUUUAGCAGUUACUAUAUUUGUGUCUUUGUUUGUGUAAUAUUUAUGUAAAUACAUUUUAUUUUUACUGCGUGAAAGCUGUGAAUUGCCAAAACUUAGUACUGUUUUAUACAGCCAUAAUGCCACCUUACUGUGAUGUAAUUUGUGAAGAGAAAGCAAGAAAAAUAAUAAUUAUAAGGAAAUUAAUUUAAAGACAGCAAGCAUGAUGUUUAAACUCAACAUGAAGAGCAUUCACAAUCCAUUUUACUGUAUAAUCUGACAUAAAUAUUAAAAACAUGUAAGGUGGCACCCAAUUUGUAUUAAAUUGAUUAGAUCAAGAAAGUAGGCAUUAUAUAUAUAUAUAUAUAUAUAUAAAAGAGAGAAAGUAAAUAUGGUCAAUUUAGAUUUCAUUUUGACUUUAAAGUAGUGCUGUCAAACGAUUAAUCACAUC
Molecule: messenger RNA, 3903 nt
Organism: Ctenopharyngodon idella (grass carp)
Lineage: Eukaryota; Metazoa; Chordata; Actinopteri; Cypriniformes; Xenocyprididae
Gene: kcnip1a
Product: Kv channel interacting protein 1 a
Exons: 8
Coding region: 1650-2357 (235 amino acids)
Biological process (GO): regulation of potassium ion transmembrane transport
Cellular component (GO): voltage-gated potassium channel complex
Molecular function (GO): calcium ion binding; potassium channel regulator activity; transmembrane transporter binding
Source: RefSeq, a predicted model, not a curated record